This is a messenger RNA of Mytilus trossulus (common blue mussel), 971 nucleotides long. RefSeq names its product basic phospholipase A2-like. Gene Ontology annotation, molecular function: phospholipid binding; calcium ion binding. Lineage: Eukaryota; Metazoa; Mollusca; Bivalvia; Mytilida; Mytilidae. Bases 151 to 627 code for a protein of 158 amino acids. The record is from RefSeq and is a predicted model, not a curated record. The transcript is spliced from 5 exons. Gene Ontology annotation, biological process: lipid catabolic process; arachidonate secretion; phospholipid metabolic process.
UGUUUAUCUAUUUAUCGAUUGCGUAAAAGUUGAGUUAUUGACUAUCAAACACCCAGACGUCUAUAGGAUUGACUAAAGUCCAGCGAGAUAACAGUCUUCUUUAUUUUCUUAUUUUCAUUGAUAAACGUGUGAGGAUAUUUACUGUGAAAGAUGAGGGUUAGCGGGAAAAUAAUAACUGUCUCAUCAGCAUCUCUUUUAUUUGUAAUAAUUGUAUGCAGUACCAUUGUCACAAAUGUUGAAUCACGGUCUGUUCGCCAGAAGAGAACUAUCUUCCAGCUAUGUACGCUGAUCAACUAUUAUACAAACAGGACAUGUACUGAUUAUAACGACUAUGGCUGCUAUUGUGGUUAUGGACAAGCUGUUGGCAAACCAAGGGAUUAUGCUGAUGCAUGUUGCCGAAAACAUGAUAAUUGCUACGGAAGGGCCGUGGAAAGUUGUUAUCUGUUUCCACAGAUAGUAUCAAUAGGAUAUACAUGUGAUGAUAACAGGAGACAGUGUCGCUGUACAGAUGCAGUGAAUACCUGUGAACGUACUGUGUGUGAAUGUGAAAUCAGUCUAGCUCAUUGUCUGUCAAGAGCACCGUAUCAUAAUACAUAUUACCACAUGGACCGUUCGGAGUGUAACUAAAGACAACCAUGUAUAGUGUUAUUUUAAUAUCAUCCAGUUGCAUUUCUAAGAACAAAUCUGUCUGUUUUGUUACAUUUUUUGCUUUGUUUUUAAAUUCAUAUUUCAGUCAGGUGGACACAUUUGUAUAUUUUAUUUGUUUUGGUAGGGACAAAUCAUACAUAGAUCGGAUCUAAAAUAUAUAAUUUGGAAGGAAAUUUACAAAAGGAAAAAAAUGCUUGCACAAAAAAACCCAUCUAAGACCAAAAAUGUAUCUUUGGGUUAUCAAACAAGUCUGAUGGUGAAGCUUUUUGUUGCUUUGUCUAUUUGUUUGACAAGCAUUAAAAAACAUUAAAAAUGAUGUUGGA